AUGGAACCGCUAGAACAUGAGAUAAGACAAAAGCUCCUGCCAAAGAUGCUGGGCAGGGAGAUCUCAGACUUAGAAAGAGACGUGUUAAGUCUACCGCAGUAUGACUACACUCUGAGAGAGAACGAGAAGGAGAAGAAGGAUGAGUACUUGGAGAGAGUGUUGAAUGUGGAGAGGGCUACCUUCACCCCGGCUGUAUUCCUAACAUAUGGAGGAAUGUCUAAAGAGUGUAAGCAGUUCGUCAACAGAGUAGCAGACCUCAUAGCAAGAAAAAGGAAGGAGAGGUACUGCGAUGUAGUAAGACAUGUCAGAACAAGGAUUAGAUUUGCAAUGUUGAGAACAACUCUUAUUGCUCUACGAGGGUACCGAGGAAAGAAGGUGGACACCAAACGUUCUUACCAAUCAAUAUCAUUGGCUGAUGAACUAGAUGAAUUGGAUCUAGACGAAUUGGAUGAGGAUGAAAACAGUGAUAGUGUUAGAAAUGUUCGUAUUGAUCAGUUGCCGAUACUUCUCAAGGAAAAUCCAUCCAAGAUACAAGUAGAGAUGUUGAAUAACGUACUCUUUGUUAUUACCUUUACGUUGGCUAACAACCUGUCUUAUGUCGCUAUGGAAGAUCUGUUAAGACAAUACAAUAGAUCUAGCUUAGCCGGCCUUGAAACUACCAGGAAAAUACGUAAUUUUUUGAGUAAACAGUCAGCACCAGUCAAUCACUAUUACAUUUGUAACGGGAAGAGUUGUGAUAGCUUCUACAAGGAGGGAAAUGUUCCUCAACAAUGUGAAAAAUGUGGUUCAAACCUUGAUGAAAAAUACCUCAGAAAAAAUGGCUAUUACUUUUUGUAUACUUCAAUCAAGAUUCUGCUAAAAUCUUUCCUCGAAACUGAGAGAAAUGAAUUGCGGGUCAAGCAAUUCUUAGAAUUAAUGGAACAGAACGGAGGAUCUAGUCUGUCGGACGUCACAAACUCAGACCGAUAUAAAGAGCUGCGAAAGAGGUCAGCAAGAAUCCGGACAGCUCCAGGGAAUAUGUUUUCAAGCUACGACGUGAUGACAUGCAUGAUCAAUAUCGAUGGGGUAAAUACUGCAAAAAGUGCAACUAAUUCACUCUAUCCAUUACAGGUAUGCCUCAUUGAACUGUUGCCGUGGUUAAGAAGACAGUGCAUUCUCACACCGUUUAUUAUAAUGAAAAACAAAAGCAGAGACAUAGACUUCAAACAACGUUAUCUAUUACCAUUUGUUACAGAGUUUAUCUCUCUAGCAACCGAGGGUAUUACAUGGUUUUCCAUUUCACUGAACUGUUUUGUUACGACACAGUUUUUUGUUUUUUGUCUGAAUUGCGACAGCGUAAUGAAACCGUAUUUGCUGUGCAUCAAGGCUCACAGUGGGUAUCAUUCGUGCCCGAUGUGUAUAAUGAGAGGGUCCGUGCACAACACGAAUGUUUGUAAACCCGCUGAAAAGGAUGAGAAUAAUCAACUUGUAAUUUACCCUUUGAGGCCUACAUCAAAAGCAGAUAUUAAAUCUUUUGUUACCAAACCCAAUUCAGAAGACAAGUUAGGACACAAAGAUGUCCCAGUUCUUGAAGACCUCCCUUUUUUCACCGUCUUUUUAUGUACAUCGAUAGAUAUGAUGCAUGCUAUCGAUCUUGGAGUAUUCAAGAGGAUGUUCAAAAUAAUCUUCUGCACCAAAGGAUAUAAAUACAUUAAAAAAGGGGGAUUUAAAGUCGCAGAAAAUGUCAUGGAUGAACUGAAUGGAGUUUCCUUCAUUGAAAGAGGCCCCAGAACUCUGGCAGAGUACAAAAAUUGGAAGGCAAGUGAAUGGCAUUACUGGGGAUUCAUUUAUUCGAUUCCAAUAAUGGACAGACUAGUCACUGCCGGUCUUAUGGAUUUUGAACACUACAGCAAUUGGAUGAACCUUUUGGUAGCACUGAGCUUGUUAAAUUCAGAAAACAUCAGUGACUCGAAUCUUACUGAAGCUCAGUCGCUUAUGGACAAGUUUGUCUUGAAAUUUGUUGAAUUGUAUGGCAAAGGAAAUGCCAGUUUGAACUUUCAUCUGCUUGUCCACGUCCGGGAAUCGGUCAAGCAUCUCGGACCUUUGUGGGCUACCACAUUGUAUCCUUUUGAAUCGUACAACCAAGUUUUCCUGAACUGUUUUAGACAGGGAACCAAAGGCGUCGAAAUGCAAAUUGCUGAACGGCUGCAAUGGCGCCAUAGAGCAGUGGAAAUAUACGAUUAUGUAGUCAAACAUGAUAGAAACUCUGAUAUUGAUUUUUCGUUGGCUGGAAGAGUGUGGGCUGUUUCACAUUCAUCCUUUAAUACAUCUGGGCUUGGAAAACCCUGUAAAUUUUCAAGCAUUAACGCAUGUAAGAAUAAAGAUUUUAAUCUCAAUUCUGAAGAAUACCGGCUUGCAAAAGAGAGCCUACUUAAUAAAUGUGAUAUGAGUGAUGCUAGAAUAUGUGUGUAUGAUCGUGUUAAAUUAAAAGGAGUAGUGUAUUGGAAUGAAGGUUAUUUUUUAAAAAAACAGGGGAAAAAAAAUGAGUCUAUUUUUUAUAGUCAAGAAUUAAACACUUUUGGCGUAAUUGAUCGUUUUAUCGAGGUUAAUGAUGAGAUGACUGUAGUUUUCAGAAAGCUUAAUGCUGUUUAUGAUAAUGUUAAUAGAACUGAAUCUUUAGUUAACAGUUUGUUAUAUGCUAAAGUUUGCAAACGGGAAAGUGUUUUAUCUAUUAUGAAUAUGAAUAAGAUAACAUGUAAAUGCAUGGGAAUAUCGACUGCAGAAAGAGAUUCUGACAAGCUUUUUGUGUUCAGGCAGCAAAACCGUAAUGACUGCAAAUGAAUUGGUUUUUUGAUUUCUGGACAUCAAAUUUUACAACCAGCUCAUGUGGUUUCCUUUUGUCAU
Messenger RNA from Bolinopsis microptera, 2883 nucleotides. RefSeq lists its product as uncharacterized. NCBI's taxonomy places the organism in Eukaryota, Metazoa, Ctenophora, Tentaculata, Lobata, Bolinopsidae. Bases 1 to 2820 code for a protein of 939 amino acids. The record is from RefSeq and is a predicted model, not a curated record. The transcript is spliced from 4 exons.